GUGCCCUGGAUCAGCCUUAAUUUUAUACAAACUUAUAACAAGAAAAUUCUUAAUUUCCCGGGAUUCCUCAGAAGAAAAAUUAUCGACAGUUCCGCUCAAACCCCCACUCACAAAAUCUUCCAAUAAAAUUAACACUGCCGGAUUCUAGUAUAUGAAUACUGUGGUAAUCUGAAAUAUAUUUAUCAAUUAUUGGAGUGAUUGUUUCUGCUCACAUUAUUUCCUAAACAUCCAACAGGUUAUGGGCCCAGAAAAACGAGUUGUUAGUGUUUAAAAGACGACUUGUAAAAGUGAGCAGCGUGGUGUGAUUUCGUAUUACGGGAAUACCGUUAACGAUACAUUUUUCUUUUUUUUUGUUUUUUUGGCGUCACGAGAAAAACCGUUGGCGACCAAUGUAAGUUUUUGGCGUACCGAAGAGGGAAACCAGUGUAUUAAGAUAUUUAGAUAUCGAGGAAAUUAACGAUUGGUGAUUGUCGUAUUCAGGCGAAACGGGAAGACCGUUGUGACCAACGUGCUUUAUACCGAGUUCUUGUGAAAGUACCGAAGAGGGAAAUCAUUCCAAUUAAGAUGUCGAGCACAACGAUAAAAUUUGAAAAAUUAACGAAAGACCAUUACGAUACAUGGGAGUUGCAAAUGAAGGCAACACUAAUUAAGUGUGAAUUAUGGAGUUAUGUAAAUGGAUCCAGAGGUCGACCAGCAGAGACUGAACCAUCAUUCGCCACCUGGACUAUAGCAGAUGAAAAGGCAUUUUCGGAAAUUAUUCGAAGUAUAGACAAAGCGAUAUUAAAACAUGUGAAAAAGUGUGUAACGGCCAGAGAAGCGUGGCUAAAACUCAAGGACGAGUUUCAAUCGAGCAGACCGGCCCCAAAAGGGUUGUUGUUAAUGCAGUUAGUGUCACAAAAAAUGAAAGAAGGUGAAGACCUGAGAAAGCAUCUGGACGAUUUCAUAGACACUGUAAAUAAAUUAAGCGAAAUUGGGAUGCAAGUAGAUAACGAUUUAGUAUUUUUUAUGCUAUGGAGUUUACCGAUGUCAUUUGAUUCUUUUCGUCGGGCAAUGACAACGAGGGAUGAAAUACCGUCGCCGGAGGUGGUAAAAAUUAAAAUUCAUGAGGACUACGAGUCGAGAAAAUACAUCACAGGAGAGGAGGAAACGCAGGAUGUUAUGUUCGCCAGAGGGGCGCGAAACUCACGAAGAGGAUCGGUUUUCCGACAUUAUCGAGGUCAAAAUAGAGGAGGACAGCAAACUGGUCAAGAUAGAGGAGGACAGCAACAGAAUUUUAGGCGGUUAGGCGUGCUGUGACAUCACGGCAGUUAAUUAUCCACUUGAAAAUUGUUUUCGUGGCAUGUUUUUUUAUGACCCAUAGAACGCGUCGAGAGAAAAAUUUCAUAAAUACAUAAAAAAUGUAUGAUCUCCAUUGUGGAUAUUUAAGCUGUCAUUUUGUUGGGAAUGACUCUAACUGUGAGGAUUGAAGAAUGAAGAUUUAGAAUUUAUGCAAUUCAAUUCAACGAAGUCGGAAAUUACAUUCUAAUUAUCAUUGAAUUUUCAAAGUAUAAUAUUUCGCAUAGGGUACUCUAAUUUUUCGUAGAAAAUUUCGAGAAUGAUGUAUUUCAUACAACUGUAAACCUCGGUAAUUUCGUUGAAUUCUUUCCGGUCGGAUGGUAUACCUAAAUGACUAAUGUCCUUCGAGGAACCUUAAUGACUGUGGCGAAGUUUAUGAUCUGAGCAGGCGAAGUCUUCAAUCCGCGUCCCUUACUUGCCUCCCACUAUUUUGACCUUCUGGCAAUGGAAUUUUGACAUUGUCUUGUCUGUACUAAUGGUCAGUCCGAUCGGACAGUCGAGGAUCAGUCUGAGUACGACUUUAAAGCAUUAAAGAAAUUUUGAAAGUGAAAAUUGACGUGCAAAUUUCCAAUUUACGCAACAGUGUGUGACAAAAUGCGACAAACGCGGCUAGAUACCGAAAUCUCAUUAAUUGGGAAUGAAACACCAGAAAUUCGAGGUAAUCAAUUCCCCUCGAAGAAGCAAAUUUUAGAGUUUUUUUUUCAUUAUACGAGGCACGCCACGCCAAAAUUAACAGCUCGUGAAGCUGCUAGAUGUGUCGUUCGCAAAUGUGCAAUAUUUUGGGAAUAUGCGGAAAUCCAAAUUAUAAAACAGUGUAAUGCUAGUGACAAAUUAGAGAAAUUAGUGCGUGAAUACAGAAAUGUCUGCAAGAAGGGUCCGGUGCGAAGGGAGAAAUCUAUAAAUGCACAAAUCAAGGUGAUUGAUUUUAAGUGCAUGCUCGAUGACUUAUUUGAUAUUGCACACCAGAAACAAGUGGAAGUGAUGAAGAAUGGAACAGCGAGAAUUUUUUUGGGUCUCCAGCGCCAAAUGGGGAGAAAGGGGUACUUGAACCAAAUCAUCGAUACAGCGAAUUGGGGUUUUCCGAGUGAAGAAGAAGGAGCGCACUCCCUGGAAAAAGUUAAGCCGCGCAGGAUUCUUGCAAAUUCCAGUAAUUAUCAAUGGGAUGAUGAUGAAGUUCUUGCUGAAUUAUUUAAUCAGUUCGAAGACAAUGAUGCAACCGACAGCGAUUUUCAGUGCAGUCUGCGGCCCAGCAAGUUGAGAAAACUCAACAUUAUGACUCCGGACCUUACUGCCAUUUUGGAUCGUGCCAAAGUCAGCGAUCGUAUGGCAGUGCGUGUGUUAGCAGCUGCGCUGAUCACAGUUGGAGUCACUCUAGAAGACGUCCAUGUAAGCCGAGAAACGAUCCGCCGUAAAAGACAGAUACAGCGGAAAUCUUUGAGUGGUACAAUUAAAAAUAAUAUCAAGAACGGAUGUUCCAGUUUCAUCACUGUUCAUUGGGAUUCAAAGCUAGUACCAGCGAUAGAGAACAUAUUUGAAAAAAUUGAUCGGCUCUCCAUUCUUAUAUCGGGCAGCGGAGGCGAUCAGUUACUCGGAGUUCCACAGAUUAAACGAGGAACCGGUGAAGAACAGGCCAAUGCUAUUUUCGAGUGCCUGAAGGAAUGGGAAUCUGUCGACGAUAUAUGUGCCAUGGUUUUUGAUACUACUGCUAGCAACACAGGCAGUACAAAUGGCGCCUGUUUCCAACUGGAGAGAUUAUUAGGAAGGAAUCUUCUACAUCUUGUUUGCCGUCACCAUGUUCUUGAGCUGCUACUGAAAUCUGCCUUUGAAACUUUCAUGGGGCCAACUUCAGGGCCAGAUAUUUCUAUUUUUAAAAGAUUUCAAGGGCAGUGGAAGAACAUUGAGAAGGGAUCAUUUUCACCCGGAGUGCAAGAUGCUGAUGCAGAAGCAGCAGUUAAGGAUGAUAUACAAGAGGCCCUUGCUUUUGCUUAUUCAUGCUUAAAGAUUAACAAUAUCCGAAAGGACUACAGAGAGUUUCUGGAGUUGGUGAUCAUGUUCCUAGGAGGAAAUCUUCAGAAUGGCAAUAGAUUUCGAGCCCUGGGCCCUAUUCAUCAUGCUAGGUGGAUGGCUAAAGCAAUUUAUUCGCUUAAAAUUUUUGUAUUUACAGAACAAUUCUACAUGACCUCCCAUGAGAUAUCAGGCUUGAGAAAUGUUUAUAUUUUUGUGGUUUCUCUGUACCAAAAGAGUUGGUUCACAGCCUCAAAUACUGUUGAAGCUCCCAAGAAUGACUUGGAGCUGUUGAAGCGAUUAACAGCUGAUCCGAGCAUUCCAUCAUCGAAAGUCUGCAAUGCGGUAUUUGAAAAAUUUGGGAAUCAUCUAUGGUACUUAUCGGAAGAACUGAUAGCUCUCGCUUUUUUUGAUGAAAAUUUAGAUGUAGACUGCAAGAGGAAAAUGUGUGAGGCUAUAAAAUGUCGUCCUGCGCUUAAGAAUGAUCGAAGAAAGAGAAAGUCAAGAAUGAAGGAUCGAAAAUUUAUCCAAGAAUCGGAUUUAGAUGGAUUUGUGACACAGAACACAAUCGAAUUUUUCAAAAUUUUGAAUCUAGACUCUCAUUGUUGGGAUGUCGAUCCAACAACGUGGGCGCAAAGAGAAGAUUAUAUGAAGGCUUCCAAAAUUGUGAGAUCACUUCUCGUGACAAACGAUGUAGCUGAGAGACGCGUCGCUCUCGUGAGCGAGUACAAUGAUUUGCUCACGAAGAGUGAAAACAGUAAACAAGAUGUUUUGCUCGUAGUGAAAAAAUUGCGGGAAUUCACAGCUGGUUGCACAAAAGAAACUUUGAAGUUUUCAUUAGAAGACUAUUUGAAUAAUUCAUCGGUGGAUAUUGUCAGUGAUACAAAAUAGCCCUUCAGAAAACACAUUGAAAGCGUUCCGAAUUGAGUUCAGUGUUGAAUUUUCAUAUGAAAUCAUGUUUCACAUUAAACUUAGAGUAAUAAACGUACAAUGAACUAUUUGAGCGUCAGUGACAUUCGAGAAUUGUCAGUAUUAUGUAAUUUAUUAUACUUAGAAUUAAGCUAUUUUUACGAUUCAAAUUUUGUUGAAAUUUCUGUAAAUUGAUUA
Messenger RNA from Diachasmimorpha longicaudata, 4446 nucleotides. RefSeq lists its product as uncharacterized. Lineage: Eukaryota; Metazoa; Arthropoda; Insecta; Hymenoptera; Braconidae. The record is from RefSeq and is a predicted model, not a curated record. Bases 1930 to 4230 code for a protein of 766 amino acids. The transcript is spliced from 4 exons.